GGCGCGCGCGCUCCCUCCUCUCGGAGAGAGGGCUGUGGUAAAAGCCGUCCGGAAAAUGGCCGCCGCCGCCGCCGCCGCGCCGAGCGGAGGAGGAGGAGGAGGCGAGGAGGAGAGACUGGAAGAAAAGUCAGAAGACCAGGAUCUCCAGGGCCUCAAGGACAAACCGCUGAAGUUUAAAAAGGUGAAGAAGGAGAAGAAAGAAGACAAGGAAGGCAAACAUGAACCCCCGCAGCCGCCAGCUCACCACUCUACUGAGCAUGCGGAAGGGUCUGGCUCAGCCCCAGCCGUCCCCGAAGCUUCUGCGUCUCCCAAGCAGCGGCGCUCCAUCAUUCGCGACCGUGGCCCCAUGUAUGAUGAUCCCACCCUGCCCGAGGGCUGGACCCGAAAGCUAAAGCAAAGGAAAUCUGGCCGCUCCGCUGGGAAGUAUGAUGUGUAUUUGAUCAAUCCGCAGGGAAAAGCCUUUCGCUCUAAAGUGGAGUUGAUUGCGUACUUCGAAAAGGUAGGCGACACCUCCCUGGACCCUAAUGAUUUUGACUUCACGGUAACUGGGAGAGGGAGCCCCUCGCGGCGAGAGCAGAAACCACCUAAGAAGCCCAAAUCUCCCAAAGCUCCAGGAACUGGCAGAGGCCGGGGACGCCCCAAAGGGAGCGGCACCACGAGACCCAAGGCGGCAGCGUCAGAGGGCGUGCAGGUGAAGAGGGUCCUGGAGAAGAGUCCCGGGAAGCUGCUCGUCAAGAUGCCUUUUCAAGCUUCGCCCGGGGGAAAGGCCGAGGGGGGCGGGGCCACCACAUCCACCCAGGUCAUGGUGAUCAAACGGCCUGGCAGGAAGAGAAAAGCCGAGGCCGACCCCCAGGCCAUUCCCAAGAAGCGAGGCCGCAAGCCGGGCAGUGUGGUGGCAGCGGCCGCCGCCGAGGCCAAGAAGAAAGCCGUGAAGGAGUCUUCCAUCCGGUCCGUGCAGGAAACCGUGCUUCCCAUCAAGAAGCGCAAGACCCGCGAGACCGUCAGCAUCGAGGUGAAGGAGGUGGUGAAGCCCCUGCUGGUGUCCCCCCUCGGCGAGAAGAGCGGGAAGGGGCUGAAGACCUGCAAAAGCCCCGGGCGCAAGAGCAAGGAGAGCAGCCCCAAGGGGCGCAGCAGCAGCGCCGCCUCGCCCCCCAAGAAGGAGCACCCCCACCCCCACCACCCCGAGCCCCCGAAGGCGCCCGUGCCGUUGCUCCCGCCCCCGCCCCCGCCCCCGCCCGAGCCUCAGCGCUCCGAGGACCCUGCCAGCCCCCCCGAGCCCCAGGACUUGAGCAGCAGUGUCUGCAAGGAGGAGAAGAUGCCGCGAGGAGGCUCGCUGGAGAGCGACGGCUGCCCCAAGGAGCCCGCUAAGACUCAGCCCGCGCCGCCCGCCGCCGCGGCCGCAGAAAAGUACAAACACCGAGGGGAGGGAGAGCGCAAAGACAUUGUCUCGUCCUCCAUGCCGCGGCCAAACAGAGAGGAGCCUGUGGACAGCCGGACGCCCGUGACCGAGAGAGUCAGCUGACUUUCCAGAGCGGCUUGCAGAGCAAACCAAGAAUAAAGGCAGCUGUUGUCUCUUCUCCUAUGGGUAGGGCUCUGACAAAGCUUCCCGACUAACUGAAAUAAAAAAGAUUUUUUUUUCUUUCAGUAAA
This is a messenger RNA of Talpa occidentalis (Iberian mole), 1649 nucleotides long. RefSeq names its product methyl-CpG binding protein 2 (gene MECP2). Gene Ontology annotation, molecular function: chromatin binding; double-stranded methylated DNA binding; methyl-CpG binding. Gene Ontology annotation, biological process: negative regulation of transcription by RNA polymerase II. Lineage: Eukaryota; Metazoa; Chordata; Mammalia; Eulipotyphla; Talpidae. Gene Ontology annotation, cellular component: nucleus; heterochromatin. The record is from RefSeq and is a predicted model, not a curated record.